UUGCUGUUGGUUGCACGUUUGCAGUAGGGGGUUGUGCCGCCCCCCCCCCCCACGCCCCCCGCCCCACGCCCGCACCCCACCUCGGAGCUACAGACGGGGAUUUUCGUCCACCAAUAUGGAUUCCAAAAGAAGAAUGAGCUUCAGUGAAAGGCACCAGAAUUUAGUAGAUAAAAACCUUAGCAAACAAUUCCAUGUUGAGUCACUAAAAAAGAUAGGUAAUCAAGUCAGGAGUCAAAUGGUGCAGAAUGAAAAUGAAGCCCGUGCUGAGCACAAGAGAUUCCUCAGAUUAUUACAAAAUGAACAACAUGAGUUAGAUAUGGAAGAGGCCAUUCAAAAGGCAGAAGAAAACAAAAGAUUGAAGGAACUCCAGCGUGAACAAGAAGAAAAACUGGCUGUGGAACUGGCAAGGCUAAAACAUGCCAGUCUGAAGGACGAAAAGAUGAGGCAGCAAGUGAGAGAAAACAGUAUCGAGCUCAGAGAACUGGAGAAGAAAUUAAAAGCAGCCUACAUGAAUAAAGAAAGGGCAGCUCAGAUUGCUGAAAAGGAUGCCAUUAAAUAUGAACAAAUGAAACGUGAUGCUGAAAUAGCCCAGACCAUGAUGGCAGAACACGAGAGAAUCGUGAAGGAAGAGAGUGCUGCAGAAGACAGGCGGAAUAAAGUGAAAACACAGUACAGUCUUGACCUAGAGAAACAACUUGAAGAACAAGAGAAAAAAAAGCAGGAAGCUUAUGAACAGUUAUUGAAAGAGAAACUCAUGAUUGAUGAAAUUGUCAGGAAAAUCUAUGAAGAAGAUCAAUUAGAAAGACAACAAGAGUUAGAAAAAAAGAAUGCAACUCGAAGGUAUAUAGAAGAGUUUCAGAAAGAGCAGGCUCUCUGGAGAAAAAAGAAACGUGAGGAAAUGGAAGAAGAAAACAGAAAAAUCAUAGAGUUUGCCAACUUGCAUCAACAAAGAGAAGAAGAUUGGAUGGCGAAAGUGCAAGAAAAUGAAGAAAAAAGGCUACAGCUUCAGAAUAUGUUGACACAGAGAUUGGAAAAAAUGCUGCAGCAACGUGAAGAUUUGGAACAAGUGAGACGAGAAUUAUAUGAGGAAGAACAAGCUGAAAUACAUAUGAGGAAACUGAAAGAAGAAGCAGAGGAGAAAUUGAGAAAGCAGAAAGAGUUGAAGCAAAAUUUUAUAGAACAAAUGGCCUUGAAGGAACUGGUACAACAGGCUGCAAAGGAGGAAGAGGAGAUCUUUAGAAAGGCUAUGUUAGCGAAACUCGCCGAGGACGAUCGCAUAGAGUUAAUGAAUGCUCAGAAGCAAAGAAUGAAGCAACUGGAACACAAGAGGGCUGUGGAAAAACUUAUUGAAGAGCGCCGCAAACAGUUCCUUGCAGACAAACAACGUGAACUGGAAGAAUGGCAGCUGCAGCAAAGAAGACAGGGAUGUAUUAAUGCAAUUAUUGAAGAAGAAAGAUUAAAACUGCUCAAAGAACAUGCUACGAACUUACUAGGAUAUCUCCCUAAAGGUGUAUUCAAAAAAGAAGAUGAUAUUGAAAUGCUUGGUGAAGAGUUUAGGAAAGCAUAUCAGAAAAGGAGUGAAGAAAAGUGAUAUCGAGAUUUGGUAAAAUCUGGAUUCUUUUGUAUGUUACCACUAGAUGUCAGUGUGAUUUUUGUUUUAGUGAUAGUAAGAAUCUAUUGUCUACUUGAAUUUUCUAAAACAUCUGUUAUCAUUUGUAAAUGGUACUCUAUAAGAAAACAUUUUUCUUUUCUUAUAAAAAUUAAAAUUACUGAAUA
Messenger RNA from Phyllostomus discolor (pale spear-nosed bat), 1776 nucleotides. RefSeq names its product meiosis specific nuclear structural 1 (gene MNS1). Gene Ontology annotation, cellular component: motile cilium. The transcript is spliced from 10 exons. NCBI's taxonomy places the organism in Eukaryota, Metazoa, Chordata, Mammalia, Chiroptera, Phyllostomidae. Gene Ontology annotation, biological process: cilium organization. The record is from RefSeq and is a predicted model, not a curated record. The coding region runs from base 116 to 1591 and encodes 491 amino acids.